Molecule: messenger RNA, 846 nt
Organism: Leptosia nina
Lineage: Eukaryota; Metazoa; Arthropoda; Insecta; Lepidoptera; Pieridae
Source: the annotation of a GenBank genome assembly
AUGAAUAUUCUACCAAAAAAACGGUGGCAUGUUCGGACUAAAGAAAAUAUUGCUAGAGUUAGGAAAGAUGAAGCAGAAGCAGCAGAGAAGGAAAGGCAGGAGCAAAUUAGAAUAGAGCAAGCAGACCGUGAAUCACGGUUAAAUAUUCUAAAACAAAAAAGUAAAGAAAAAUUAGAAUCUUUAAAUAUUAUUACUAAACAACAUACUCAACCACCAACAUUGGAGCAUAUUAAUUUAUUUGCUGAUAUUGAACAUGCUGUGGAUACUACAAAUAAGGAACAUGACAAAGAAGUAAAAGAGAAAAAAGAAGAAUAUGAAAAGAAAAUUGGAUACUUGACAUACCUUGGUCAAGAUACAAAUGAAGCUUUAGGAAAAAAAAAUUGGUAUGAUGUACCUCCACAAUCAUCACGCUUUUCCAAACCAGCCUAUGUCAAAGAUACAUAUGAUAAACUGGUGCUUAAGGAUAAAGAUGGAAAACCUAAGCAUAAAGAAUUAGAUGAAAAAAAUGGUGAAAUUGCAUGGAAAUCUAAACAGCACAUUGACCCUAUCAAUGCAUUUAGACAUCUUUGCCACCAUAAUGAGAAACAAAAAAAAUCAUGUUCCAAUAGCAAUAAAAAGGAACAAACAACAAAAGCAAAGAUGAAGAAUGAUGAUAAGGUUUCUAAAUUACAGAAACUUCGAGAAGCUAGAUUAAAGCGAGAACAACAUGAAAAAUUUAGAACAGAAUUAUUUCUAAAGAAACUUAAUGGUGAGGAAACAUUAGAAACAACAACUAAGAAGUCAAGUAUAGUACCAAAAUAUAAUUCCCAAUUUAAUCCAGCGCUUGCAAGACAAAACUACAGAUAA